CUUGGAGCAGCACAUGAUCAUCCACACGGAAGAAAGGGAAUACAAGUGUGACCAGUGUCCCAAGGCCUUCAACUGGAAAUCCAACUUGAUCCGUCACCAGAUGUCGCACGACAGUGGCAAGAGAUUCGAGUGCGAAAACUGCGUGAAGGUUUUCACGGACCCCAGCAACCUCCAAAGGCACAUUCGCUCCCAGCACGUCGGCGCGAGGGCGCACGCAUGUCCGGACUGCGGGAAAACCUUCGCCACUUCUUCUGGCCUCAAACAGCACAAACACAUCCACAGCACUGUGAAGCCUUUCAUAUGCGAGGUCUGCCACAAAUCCUACACGCAGUUCUCCAACCUCUGCAGACACAAGCGCAUGCACGCCGACUGCCGGACCCAGAUCAAGUGCAAGGACUGCGGUCAGAUGUUCAGCACCACCUCCUCGCUCAACAAACACCGGCGGUUCUGCGAAGGCAAGAACCACUAUAACCCCGGAGGCCUUUUCGCACCAGGUUUGCCUCUGACGCCCAGUUCUUUGAUGGACAAGUCUAAGACGUCGCCCAGCCUCAAUCAUAGCGGACUCGGCUUCGGCGACUACUUCCCCGCCCGGCCGCACCCGGGAGCAAUUCCGUUCUCGCCCGCUCCCCCUUCAUUCCCAGCUCUCGCCCCUGGGUUCCCGGGGAUCUUCCCUCCCUCACUGUACCCCAGGCCUCCUCUCUUGCCCCCCGCGCCCCUGCUCAAGAGCCCCAUCAACCACACCCAAGAGGCCAAGCUCCCCAGCCCUCUGGGCCACUCUCCGCUCCCGCUGAUGUCCGCCAUCGGCAACAGCGGCCACCCGCUCCACGUGGAGGAGAGGUUCAACAGCGCCCCUUUGGGGAACUCCUACUUGGAGAAGCUCAAAGCUAGGACUAGCGACCUGUCGGACGCCAGCGACUUCGAGGACAUCAACACCACGACGGGCACCGACCUGGAGACCACCACCGGCACCGGGUCGGACUUAGAGAGCGAUGCGGAGAGCGAGCGAGAGAAAACGAAGGAGAAAAGUAAACCCGGGGAGAGCAAGGCGGAUUUCGGCAGCGGUUCGGCCCCCACCGGUUCUGCCAACAGCACGAGCGACCUCCCCAUCUUCUACUCCCAGCACUCCUUCUUCCCUCCCCCCGAGGAUCAGCUGCUGCCGAUGAUGGGGGCCACGAACGAUUCCAUCAAGGCCAUCGCUUCCAUUGCCGAAAAGUACUUCGGGCCCGGGUUUAUGGGUAUGCAGGAGAAAAAAAUGGGGGCCCUUCCCUAUCAUUCCAUGUUCCCGUUCCAGUUCCUUCCCAACUUCUCCCACUCGGUUUACCCGUUCACGGAGCGGACCCUCAACCACAGUUUGCUGGUCAAAGCCGAACCAAAGUCGCCCCGGGACCUGCACAAAAUCGGUGGGGCCUGCUCGGAGUCGCCCUUCGACCUCACCACCAAGCCGAAAGAAAGCAAAGCGGCCCACGUCCUCCCUGCUCGUCACGGCGGUGAGGAGCAGCCCCUGGAUCUCACGAUCAGCAGCCGCAUCCGGGCCAGUCAUCACGGGAGUCGGGAUGCCCGGAAGAACCACGUCUACGGCGAGAGGAAGCUGGCGGCCAGCGACGGCGUCCCCAAGAUGAACCAAGCUCAGAUGCUCCCUCAGCCUUCCCUGCAUUACGCCAAGCCCUCCCCUUUCUUCAUGGACCCUAUCUACAGCAGGGUGGAGAAGCGGAAAGUGGCUGACUCAGUCGGAGCAAUAAAGGAGAAAUACCUGAGGCCCUCCCCGUUGCUUUUCCAUCCUCAGAUACUGUGGUAAAAUCUUCCCGCGUUCAGCCAAUCUAACCAGACAUCUCCGAACACACACAGGGGAACAGCCUUACCGGAGAGUAAGCCAGCAUGCCGGAGUCAUUGCAAACCACUUGGGGAACAACGCAUCUUCGCCCGCCUCCGAAUCGGAACACCAAGCACUUUUAGACGAGAAAGAAGACGCCUAUUUCUCUGAAAUCAGAAACUUUAUUGCCAAUAGCGAGAUGAACCAGUCGACGGCUUUAGCGGAGAAAAGGCCCGAAAUCCAGAACGCCGACGGCGCCACCCACGGUCUUCCGAACGACAAAGUAGAAGAUGUCGACGAGGAAGAAGAUGAACUGGAAGAGGAGGACGACGACAGCCUGACGGGGAAGUCUCAAGACGAGACGGUGUCGCCCACCGCCGAGCCACAAGGAGGGUAUGAGGAUGAGGAGGAAGAGGAGGCCGCGUCCCUCACCAUGAGCUUUAACCGUGCCCAGAGGUGUACUGAGGAGAACGAAGUCGGCUUGUUAGAUUUGGAACAGAUGUCGGAAUUUGGGAAGGGGCUGGACUUCCGCCAGGCCUCCGAGGAAGCUUUUGACGUUAAAGCUGUCUAUAAUUCCACCUUAGAUUCGGAGGCACUAAAACAAACUCUGUUCAGGCAGGCCAAAAACCAGGCUUACGCAAUGAUGUUGACUCUUACCAAGAACACCCCCUUCCAUCCUUCCUCCCAGAACCCCCUGGACGCCUGGUUGAACAUGGCUGGAGCCGCUUCUGAGCCAGGAACCUUCAACGCCGUCAGCCACCUCUGAGACCCUCAAGGAGGCAGCCCCGCCAGGAUCCCAGCGCGGGAGGCCGAGGUGCCCGCCCGUUGGCCUUCUCAGCUCUCCCGGCGAGUGGAAGAUUGGCAGAAGGACCCCCCCUGGGGCAGGAGAAACCCGCCAUGGACAGCUCCCUGUCCCAUCGGUCAAGCCCACCCACCUCGCCGUCACGUCGCACCAGGCGGGAGAACGUUGGCUUCCUGUGAGGGACACGCCAGGUGGAGGACCCACCACACCCCAUCCUGACCCCUCUCCAUGUUAUAGACCAUGUUGCUGAGCCAUCAAAGAUGCACUUGUCCCCAGACCCCAACCCUUCUCCCCGUGAAGCCCCCAGGCCCACCUGUCCAGGACUGCGACCAAGAUGGUGACCUUCUACCCAAGACACUCUCGCGAUAAGGACCAUGUUGACUCUCUCUGUUGUUCUCCUCGCCUGAGGUCCACGUGCAUCCAUCGUACCCCACUUUUCCUCCAGGGAUUUCCUGCAAAUUCCACAUUUCCCGUAUCUGAUGGACAAUGGCCCAGUCUUUUCUCGCAGCCCUUCAAUUUUCUACCUAGGCUUCAUGAAGCAGACUCUUCUCACUGCUUCCUGUACCUGGUGUCUUCUGAAUCGAGGGGCCCGGGACGAUGGGCUGGGUAGAGAGCUUGUUUUUUAGGGUGUUUCGACUACCUAAAUUAAUCCUCUCCCAUCGAUCUCAAAUAAAAGCGAAGGCAACGUUCAACUCGGCCAGUGAGAGAACCACGAGUUUCACUGUGCCGAACUUUACCUUGGAAUUUUUCAAAUUUCCAACCUCGUUACCCCUGCAAAAUAAGAUUUAUUUUUCCUCCUGGCACUUUGGAAUUUCUUUGGAAUUUCCUCCAGAGAUGUUCUGGAUCAGGUAGUGGUUCUUCGAAAUUUUUUGUUCCCUGUCUGGGCAUUCUCCCUCCCUUAAAGGAGGAUUAAAAACCUUGAGCAUUUCAGCCACGAUAAUCAGCAAACGUUCUGCGAAAAUUCUUCUUCUUCUUUGGGCAAAAAAAAAAUAAUAAUAAAUAAAAAUAAAAUAAGACCGACCAAAUUGUCUUGCAUCCCAC
Thamnophis sirtalis is the source of this 3653-nucleotide messenger RNA. The record is from RefSeq and is a predicted model, not a curated record. NCBI's taxonomy places the organism in Eukaryota, Metazoa, Chordata, Lepidosauria, Squamata, Natricidae.